UUUUCACAUGCCAUCUUAUAGUAAUAAAUAAAUGUCUUACAGUAAUAAAUAAAUGUCUCUUGCCUCUGGGUGGUGAUAAAUUUUAAAUACAACAUAAACCUUGAUAGAAUGGAAGCUACUUGUAAUGUACAGGGAACUGAUGUGAAUACAAGUAAAUAUGUCCUAGAUACAUUUUAUACAUGUAUAUUUGACACAUAUGAUGGAUAUCUGUUACAGAUGAACAUACAAAUUAAUUUCAACAAUGCGAGUAAUCCAUUUUACCAAUGAUGCUUAGAUUAGCUUCCAGGGGAUUUCUUUACUUGUUUUUCACAUACAUAUUGUGUGCUUUUGGGAUGUUUUGUGUGUAUUAUAACCAAUACAUAAAAGUAUCAACAAUAUAUCACCAAGGUGACCAAGCACACGCUGCUACCAUAGUGAUGAGUCACCUAGAUAAUCAAACAAAAAUAGUUGCCAUAAAGACUACUGAUUACACAGAUGACCAGGCACAAGCAGCUACCAUAGUGACUGAUCUUAAAGGUCAGAAUCAAGUGAAUGAUAAUAAUGAGGGUAAUAUUGCUGAGAAGAAUGCUUAUUUACAAGUAAAGGAUACAAUGUCUGAGAGAACUGACAUUGUCAAAGCUUACUGUAAAAAUAUUACACAGUCACCUCUAUACAAAACCUUUUUGAAAACCCGUAAAAAGACUGGCUAUAAGAAGUCUUGUGGAGACUUGGAAGUACCUACUACUGCUAAAAUCUAUGUUUUAGAGGAACUUAAAGUAGUAUUUUGUGCUGUAUUUAAAGCAGCUUCAAGUGAGUGGAAAAAAUUGCUUGUAAGUCUACAUGACACCUAUAAACAGGAAGCACAAGAGACUCUUGAAGCGCCGGGAAUUCAUACCAAAUGGCAGAACUUUGCAAAGCCUCUCAAGGAGUAUUUGCCUUCGGAAAGAUGCCAUGUUUUAGAGACUUUCAAUAAGGUUAUGAUAGUUAGGAACCCCUAUGAGCGUCUGGUCUCUUGCUUCAAUGACAAGUUCAGACGGAAUACUGAUUACUGUAGAAUGGUGAUGCAACCUGGUGUCGAUUGUCUGGCGAUGAACCUGAAUGACUUUGUCGAACAAUUGAGCUUUGGCUGGGCUGGCCAGGAUCCUCACUGGCGUUCAUUCUUUGACACAUGCCUACCUUGUGAGAUACAAUACAAUAACAUUGUCAAAUUUGAGACCCUCGCAAGAGACAGGGAUUACUUUCUAGAAACACUUGGAUUGUCUGGAAGGGUUAACUUCAGCAAGCAUACUUCCUCGAGCCAUAAAAACUAUUUUGAUAACAUGACCCAGGAAUUGUCAAAUAAGAUCUAUUCUAUAUAUGAAGUAGACUUUCUCUUGUACAAUUAUUCAAAAUAUAUUGUUCCACAUUGACAAAAUUGAUAUUUGUUAAACGAACUUCAACAAUCAGACAUUGUAUGUUUUCCAGCUAUCAUAAACUUAGCUCAGUAUAUUGCACAAGCGCUUGGUGCACUACAAGCAUCGUACUAUCUCCAUGCUAAGUUGACUUCAAGCCUUAUGAGGCAACCAUUGGCCUUCUUCGAUCAGACCCCUGUGGGACGCAUUAUCAGCCGACUAUCUGGCGACAUCGACACCAUUGAUACUGCAAUAUUGUACAGUAUUGACUGGUGGCUGCAAUCAGCCAUGACAGUUAUUGGCGCAUUAAUUAUAUCGACUAUGAUGGCACCUCUCUUUCUGGUUCCGCUUCUCCCAACAGGAGUAUUGUAUUUCGUUGUCCAGGUGACUAUAGAG
Messenger RNA from Owenia fusiformis, 1766 nucleotides. The record is from the annotation of a GenBank genome assembly. NCBI's taxonomy places the organism in Eukaryota, Metazoa, Annelida, Polychaeta, Sabellida, Oweniidae.